Neoarthrinium moseri is the source of this 648-nucleotide messenger RNA. RefSeq lists its product as uncharacterized. Lineage: Eukaryota; Fungi; Ascomycota; Sordariomycetes; Amphisphaeriales; Apiosporaceae. Bases 1 to 648 code for a protein of 215 amino acids. The transcript has a single exon. The record is from RefSeq and is a predicted model, not a curated record.
AUGAGGGACCUGAUACCAACUUGGGCCUGCGGCCUCCUCUCGCUUCAGGCCACCUUUUCGACAGCACUCUCCUUAGGCCCUCGCUCUGUCGCAUCGAGCAGCUUGGCUCAAAUCACCUCAUCCACGAAUGGCUAUACAGAACUAGAAAGCGGCGUCAGGAUAUACGGGACUUGGACGAGCAAUGCAGAGACAACAACCACCACCACCAUCAAGCGCCAGAGCAACCCAAGUGCAGCCGCCGCUGGGUGGUGCGGCGCUAGCAACAUCUUCAAUGAGGGUUCCAACAACUCCCCGCUCAUAAGCGACUGCCAGGUGAUUAUGGAUCAGGUGUACAGUCUUGCCCAGGCCAACAAUGCCUAUUUCGGCAGGUCGGAGUGCAACCCCGAUAGCAAGGGCCAGUUCACCUGCUAUUUCCCGGUGGUCUCGUACGGAACUUGCAUGUUCGGCGCGAGUACCAUAGACAGCGGCACCAGCAUCGCUGUGCGGAUAGGGUGGCAGGACGUUGGCGACCUCAUCAAGGACAGCAUCUCGCAAUGCGGAAACAAGCCGUCUUCUGGAAAAGUCGGCACGUCAGGUGAGAUGUCCUGUCCUGAGGAGAUUAAUGCGGCGACAAGUUAUGCGACGGGCUGGGGACUGUAUCAUUCAUGA